AAAGUACUGGAAGGGUAAAUAUUUUUUUAUAGAAGUAAUUUACAAAUCUGUUUAACUUUCUGGCACCAGUUGAUAUAAAAAAAAUGUUUUCCACCGGAGUACCCCUUUUAAAGAGAGAGACGCAUCAAUAAAGCCAAACGGUGGGGAGUAGCCAGGGAGACCGGCAUCUUGACUUUAUACCUCAUUCCCAGCUCAUCUUCAAAACUAUGAUAUGUACAGAGAGAGCCUGUGCCUGCUUCAUGCUGCCCGUGGUUUGGGCAGCAUGAAACACCUCAUGGGUUCGCUUUCUUUAAUACAGUGUGUCUCCAGCUGUUGCAAAACUGCAACUCCCAGCAUGCCCGGACAGCCAAAGGCUGUCCGGGCAUGCUGGGAGUUGUAGUUUUGCAACAGCUGGAGACGCACUGUUCAGAAAACACUGCUUUAGGGUAAACUUUGUAAUAGUUACGAAAGAUGACAACAGUGUAUCAAACCGGAUAGUAAAAAUAAAAUACCAGCACAUUCCAAUACAGGUCAUAGGACAUAGAGGUAGUGUGUGACUGGGAUAUUACCAUAUAGGUGACACGUUGCACUCCUGAUCCGUAUGUCUCCUAUAUUCUGAGUUACUUUGUAUCAAUCCUUUGGUAUAAGAGGAAUGUAUCACAGUUUUGUAAUUAGAAAAUAAAUUAUUUUAGUAUUUGAUAAUGACCGUGACUACUUCUGUUUUUCACCAGGGCUACCGGUAUAAAAAGCACAAGAUAGCAUCAAUAUGGAUCAAUCAGCGAUCAGGUUUAACCGUUUCCUUACAGGCAGCGCCGCAUUCAUCAGCCAGGCAGUUUACGUAAAUCAUUUAUAUGACCUCCUCGUCUUGCACAUUAAGGGAAUAUAGCGGCAAAUGAGCCAUUUACUUAGAAUUAUUGUGUACAAGAGCGUUCCAAGGUAAAGAUGCGGGAGGCGGCUGAGCAGGCAGCGCAGCAGGCGGCGGUGUCUCCGAGGGUUUCAUUAACAUUUAUAAUGCAUGAAGGCAGAUUAUGGCUUGUUGUUGUGGUGGCCCAGUACAGAAGUUACACCCCUGUACCAUUGCAGCCCUGUCAGGCAGACUCCAUUCAGUGACCCCUGGACCUUCCUUGUACCUGUGUCUUUUGUAUGAUCUUAAGUGCCUAUGGUAUGUAGUGUAAUGUACAUAUAUUGUUAUAUGCCUUUAAAUAAUGUUGCUAUGUGUUGUAACCAAGGAGGGUAUCGGUGACCUACAGGGUGACCUAUGGGACCCCUCUAGAGUCUCCCCCAUAUAAACCCUGUGUGGAGCUAGUCCAGUCUUCCUAUGCUCUUUUCUACUGAUUGCAGCAAGGUCAAGUCCUGAGAGUGUCUGGUGUCUUAGAAAGGCCCAGAAUCUACCACCCACAAGUCUGCUACCCCACAGGUGAAAGUCAAAACCUGGUAAGCUACAUACGGGGUGAAGUCUGUCUACUCAGUACCAGCCAAGUCAAUCUGUCGCAAGUCAGCGUGGACCUGCAUCAAAUUGUCCCAAGUCCACCAUAAGUCCCAUCAAGCCCUGUGGUCUCUGAAGUCACUGGUCAUCUCCUUGGGCCAAGCCAAGCAGUAUAGACAGUUACACCUGUCUGACUCGGUAAAGCUGCUGUUGUUCCGUAACUUGGUGACGGAGUCAUUAUUUGCCCCCGUGCCUAGUCCAGGAUCCAGCGGUAUACCUUCUGGUGGUGAAGAGGUUAAGCCACGCCCUGGUGUCAUGAACACAAGAGGUUAAUGCCAUCUGGCCCUAGGGUAAUUCCAUCUGCCCUCAUCACACCCUCACCACAUUAUAUUUAUCAUGCGCAGCACAACAUGGCGAGCGGCACACCCACAGACCACAGAUCUAUAGCUCUGUAGACGUAGGGGAAUCCAGCAAGAAACCAAAGACUUGUAGAAAAAGGAUUUCUCAUGAAGCCAGCCUGUAUCUAUAUAAACUGUUAGCGCAUCAGGACAUUAUAGGGGGACAUUUAAAAAAAAUUUUUUUUUUAUUAACUGGGUAAGUGUUUUCAUUGAAUAGCUGGCAUGUAAAGUUACAUUUCCCCUGUAGCCUUCAUCACAGGAGAAAUGUCUCACCCAACUUCCAACAAUCACUUCCCCCUUGUAUUGUAGGGAAGCCAUGCUCACGGUAAUCAGCUGAUUUUACAUGUGUGAAAACAUUACAAGUUUUUCUGAACUCUUCAAUAUUUCAUACAUAUGUAGUCCCCCUAAUGUUCAGUUUGCAGCCUGCUCCCCCAGUAAUAAAUGCUGGAUAUGAGGUCUGUGGGAUCAGGAGUGUACAGUUUGCAGUUUUAUCUCUCCACUUGUGCACAACCCAUGUUUUUCUCCCCUGUAGAAUUCCUUGUGCCUGCUCUCCUCCCUGUGUAAGCUGUCCUCUGAGUAGGCUCUCUUCCCUAUCUACAGCCUGUGUGAGCUGUCCUCUGCGUAGGCUCCCCUCUGAUCUAUAGGCUGUGUGAGCUGACAAAGUCCACCCUAUCUCCAGAAUCCCAGCUCCCCUCUGUGUAUGCUCUCCUCCUAAUCUACUGGUUGUGUGAGCUGUCCUCCUCCCUGUAUGCUCUCCUCCCUAUCUACACCUUGUGUGAGCUGUCCUCCAUGUAUGCUUUCCUCUCUAUAUACAGUCUGUGGGAGCUGUCCUCCAUGUAUUCUCUCCUCCCUAUCUACAUAUUUACAGCCUAUGUUUACUGUCCUCCAUGUAUGUUCUCUUCCCUAUAUUCAGCCUGUGUUUGCUGUCCUCUAUGUAUGUUCUCUUCCCUAUAUUCAGCCUGUGUUUGCUGUCCUCUAUGUAUGUUCUCCUUCCUAUCUACAGUCUGUGUGAGCUGUCCUCCCUAUCUACAACCUGUGUGAGCUGUCCUCCAUGUAUGCUUUCCUCUCUAUAUACAGUCUGUGGGAGCUGUCCUCCAUGUAUUUUCUCCUCCCUAUCUACAGCCUAUGUUUGCUGUCCUCCAUGUAUGUUCUCUUCCCUAUAUUCAGCCUGUGUUUGCUGUUCUCCAUGUAUGCUCUCCUCCCUAUCUACGACCUGUGUGAGCUGUCCUCCAUGUAUGCUUUCCUCCCUAUCUACAGCCUGUGUGAGCUGCCAUCCAUGUAUGCUUUCCUCCCUAUAUACAGCCUGUGUGAGCUGCCCUCUAUGUAUAUUCUCCUCCCUAUCUACAGUCUGUGUGAGCUGUCGUCCAUGUAUGCUUUCCUCCCUAUAUACAGCCUGUGUGAGCUGCCUUGCAUUUAUUUUCUCCAUGUCUACAGCCUGUUAUAUACAAAACUUGUUAUGCCAGAAAAAUAAUGUAUAGGUUUUAAUAAAUUCCCCUUCAGUAUGUUGUUCAGCUCUGCAGGGAUUAGGCCCAAAUCCCUAUUCACAUUACAUUAAGGACCUUCUGUUGGAGGUAUGACGUAGGAUCAGCGAUUUUUACCGUUGUACAGUCAGUCAUGCAGGAAGGGAUACAUUGCUAAUAAUAGUCUACCACAUGUACCCCGCUUUGUUUUUUAGAUGUAUACCUUUUAUAUGGCACAGAGCCAUCUACUACGCUAUUCUGCACAGUGUAUGGUAUACUGGCCUGACUGAGGCCAAAGGGGCACUGUUUUGGCCAUUUAUUGGGAACAAGCCUUACGAGCGAACCCUCAUUUUGCCUUAAAAUCAGCCUGUGUAAAAGAGCCUUAUGAGUAAGGCAGAAUACUUUGAUGACCACUAUACGUGGCCUUAACCGAACACUGAACUGGCCCUUUAAGACAAGUGCACUCACUGUAUACAAUGUGUGAAUGAUGUUUCCAUUAGCCAAGUGUGUUCCUUGUGAGUCUCAGUCACUUGUGAUGGUUUCAUAGCAAUAAUCAGGUUCUUCCCCGACAACUAUUGUGAGUAUUAAAUGAGUAUUGUGUGAAAUCACUUCCCAGCAUGCACUGGAGCGCUGCCUUAUGUCUGGUCGCUAUAUGCUGUGAUCGAGUAACAGGAUAUUCUUACAAGACGGAGGGUCCGCCUACGCUCAGAGGUAAGUUACCUACUGCACUUACCUGUGUACCCGCAUGUGCUGUGCUCUUCACCCCUGUCCUGUCUAUUCCUCCCAGGUGUGAAGCCGCGACUGCCAGAUAAGAAUUUACAUCACAGCUUCAAGGAAUCCAUCCAGUUUGGUCAUCUCUUUCCAUGUGGGCCGAUGGAAACCCCAAUAGCUCCCUGAGUUCCGGGAACUGUUCCUUCAAUAACAGCUCGGACGGGACGCUCUUUGUCACUGUGUACAGUCUGAACAUCCUGAUCGGUAUCCCUGCAAAUCUUGCUGCCUUGUAUGGGGUGUGCAAGCUGAUGAGAGCCCAGGCCGUGCAGCUGAUCUAUUUCCUGAACCUCAUCGUGGCCGAUCUGCUCUACCUCCUGGUACUGCCCCUGUGGAUCGUGUAUUUCAUCCAGGACCACAGCUGGACUCUCGGACCUUUGGCGUGUAAAGUCUGCGGCGCCAUGUACUUCGUUAACAUAUACGCCAGUAUCUACUUCCUGUGCUGCAUAGCCAUUGACCGAUUCAUGGGCAUCGUGUAUCCAAUGAGAUUCCAGGCCUGGCAGAAUGUGCGAUGCCACGUCGGGGUAAGUCUUGCCGGCUGGCUGCUUAUUAUCUUAUGCCAGGUUCCUGUCAUCUUAGCCUUGGAUUUUGACCAUUACGAUCUUUGCUACGAAGGAUUUGUGAGUGACCGGCUGCACGCCGUCUUUAUUUGCAUUGUCGCAUCCUUUGGCUUUCUGGGCCCGCUCUUGAUUUUGCUUGUAUCGUGCCAGGCAUCUCUCAGAGGGAUCGGCAGAGCUUCCCUGAGCCCAGGCAGCGCGGUCUGGAUUAAGAUCUUGUUGCUGGUCUGUUUCUUGACGUUCAUCUCCUGCUUUGGGCCGUACCACUGCGUGUCGCUGGUCCGUGCGGUGCAUUUGCUGAUUUUCGGACUGGACUGCAGCUUUCUGCUCUCCAUUCACUCCUACUACAGGGUCAGCAUGGCGAUGAUGAGCCUCAACACCCUCCUGGAUCCGCUGCUCUACGUGCUCCUCAGCAAGGACAUUCAGAAGGUUGUGAAGAGCUUGUGCUGCUGGAAACACUUCUCUCCAUAGAUAACCGUGUCUUCUAAUAGACUGGAAUGCAAUGAUGGAGAUAAUGGGCAGCCUCACCCCUUCUGGGCAUAAUGGGUCAAUGUUCUGUGUGCACGGUCUGCAGAUUGUCUGUCUUUAAUCUCUUUACUUAAAGGGGUAUUCCAGGAAAGUAUAUACGCACACACAUUUUAUUUAUUUAUUUUUAUAUAUAUAUAUAUAUAUAUAUAUGUGUAUCCUGUGGCCCCUGUUGUCUUCUCCGGUUGCUUGAUAUUCUUUGCCAUCCUUCCCUCCCCUUGCCUACAUCUCCCAGAAAUUGUUGCAGCUUGGAUCUGCUAUCCAUCUCUCUCUCUCUCUCUCUCUCUCUCUCUCUCUCUCUCUCUCUGUCUGUCUCUCUCUCGCCCCCACCCUCCUGCUCUAUGCAGCAGAAAGAAGUUCAGUGUGUGAUUGGCUGAGACCAGACACCUCCCAGUUCUCACCACUAAUCAGAGCACGACUCAUCAGUGCAGGGCAAAAUCCACAUGGUCUGUAUCGCUCAGGAGAGUGGGGGCUGCUUUCAGAGAGGGAUUUGUGCAGAGACAGAGUAAUUUCCUCACUUCAUUGUAGUGACAACUAGAGAUGAGCGAACUUACAGUA
This is a messenger RNA of Hyla sarda, 5671 nucleotides long. RefSeq names its product ovarian cancer G-protein coupled receptor 1-like. Gene Ontology annotation, molecular function: G protein-coupled receptor activity. The record is from RefSeq and is a predicted model, not a curated record. Gene Ontology annotation, biological process: G protein-coupled receptor signaling pathway. The transcript has 2 exons. Gene Ontology annotation, cellular component: membrane. The coding region runs from base 4127 to 5059 and encodes 310 amino acids. NCBI's taxonomy places the organism in Eukaryota, Metazoa, Chordata, Amphibia, Anura, Hylidae.